Messenger RNA from Suillus subalutaceus, 684 nucleotides. RefSeq lists its product as uncharacterized. The record is from RefSeq and is a predicted model, not a curated record. The transcript is spliced from 7 exons. The coding region runs from base 1 to 684 and encodes 227 amino acids. Lineage: Eukaryota; Fungi; Basidiomycota; Agaricomycetes; Boletales; Suillaceae.
AUGACUGCAGUUCCAGCCGACUCUGGAAAUGCACAGUCAAUCUCGCCUCCCUUGACAAUUGAUGUGCCAACCAUGCUUGCUUGUCAGCAUCUGGCCCGGGUGCUCGCCGAUGUCUAUUCAAACCCAAGUACAAUGAGGCCCUCCAUAAACGCUCUACUGGGAUGGUUGCAACACAUGAAGAUUCCCUUGUGGGCCAGAACAUUUGCUGGAGAAGCCCUCGAUGCCAUUAGCCCGUGGAUCAAGCCGAGAUGGAAGACGCUACAAUUGGUAUGGGGUCCCUUCUGGAUGAAAAGCAUGACCAGUGGUCUGGACACCCAGUGGAGAACAUUCCCUGGUAAUUUUCAUGCCAGUGACCAACGCCAAUUGACCCCAGGAUGUAUCAAUUUAGCCCCUUGUUGGUUCAUGCAAGGCCGGGAGCCACAUGGAUUACCACCAGCCGAUGGAUUCACCCCCGAGGUGUCGGCCGCCCUGAAAGGGAAAGGUGGUCCUGAGAUUAUGAUCUCUAUGCAUAUUCGGUUGCAAUAUAACUCGGGCGCUAUGGUCGGCUGCUCUGGCCACUUUGUCAGGCAUGGUGUCACAUACACCGGCGAUCACAUUGUGUGGGCUUGGUUCAUACAUGACAGCCUUCAGAAUUUUGUGGGGACACCUCAGCCAUCGUACGCAACUUACAUGGGUGUAGACUAA